AUGGCUUCAACUUUAGUGGAUGCGGUCCUCCCAUCUCAACUAUUACAUUAUUUGCCUACUUACCAGGUUCUGAUCUGUCUACGUUGCCGCUACGCCAUCCAGCCUGGCGCAGUCGUGCGCCAUCUCAAGGAAAUCCAUCACGUUCAUCGUUCAGCUCGUCAAGCCUUUGUUAAAUAUGCCUCCGAAUUUGAGCUGGCCGAGCCUAAUGAUGUUGUCUUGCCCAACGAAGCCCAAUUUCCAGUGCCUUUACUGCCAGUCCAAGACGGAAUAGCCUGUUGUUUUAAAGGUUGCGCUCAUCUUUGUGUCACCACCAAGCGUAUGAAGCAGCACUGGAGGCUUGUGCACCGUACAUCGGCCUUAGAGGGGAGCAGUUUCUGGAAACCCGUACCGUUGCAGACCUUCUUCCGGGGAAAUGCCCUCCAGUACUUUACCAACCCAGCAUUGCUAGUUUCAUCGCCAGGGUCAGGAUCUGACGGUUCUGAUGGGCUGAUGAGUGAUGGAUUUCCUGGUACAGUGAGUGACAAGGCUGCUCAUGCACUGUUAACAACUCUUACUAAUUUCUACUUUUCAUUCCCCCCCAAGACUGUUACAGCCCCCGCUGUAAGCGAAACUCGCAUAGAAUCAAGUCUUUCAUGGGGCCACCAUCAAUCGUUGAUCGUGAGCGACGAAGGCCUGCUCGAUCAUUAUCGAGCCUACACGUAUAAGACCCUCUCAUGCAACCCCGAGACAGAAGACGCAUUUGGGGUCAUUGUUCUAGAGCUGGCCUCCCGAUUUCCCUUCUUACUUCACGGCGUCCUCGCCUGUUCUGCCCUGCACCUCGCUUCCACUAAUCCCAGCAAUCGAACAUCUUACAUAACCCAGUCAAUUCGACACCAAGAUCAAGCAAUUCCUGCAUUUCGAUAUGCAACCAUGCAUGUGGACAGUGAUAAUUGCGAGGCAGUGCUGGCUUUUGCAUUCUUCCUUGUCAUCUGUGCCCUAAGCUCCGCCUCCGAGGAUUCAAGAUUGUUUCUAACGGAUGAUAAUGACCAAUUACAUUGGAUCUAUAUCCUCCGCAACGGCUGCUCCAUGCUCUGCCCUGUCUGGGCUCAACUCACUAGUGGUCCAUUGGCUCCUUUUGCCGCCCUUUGGCGGGACGACCUGGGCGUCACAGCUGAUCCUAAUGACCCACUUCUGGUGACUUUACUACGUGUGUUCCCAGAGCACGAACCCGACUAUCCUAUCUAUCAAGAUUCCGCGGUGAAAUUAACAGAGGCGUUUGAGUUUAUCCAGCAAUGCGGGCCUUCGUCGACUAUCUGGGAUGCCCUUAAUUCGUGGCCUAUGCGAGUUAUGCCCGAGUAUCUGGCCCUAUUGAAACAGAAUCGUUCAAGCGCUUUACUACUCUUGGCCUACUAUGCUAUCCUUCUGCGUUCAGUUCGUGGAGAAUGGUUCCUAGAAGGUCGGGACUGGAAGUUAAUGGACGAGAUUGCGCAACGGUUAAAGGGGAAUUGCUCACCACAGAUCUGGGACUUGUUUGUUGAGAUUCAGCAGAAGUACUUUUCUGAAACCCCUAAUGUAAUUGCUCAACCAUAG
This is a messenger RNA of Aspergillus pseudoviridinutans, 1569 nucleotides long. RefSeq lists its product as uncharacterized. Gene Ontology annotation, molecular function: DNA-binding transcription activator activity, RNA polymerase II-specific. Lineage: Eukaryota; Fungi; Ascomycota; Eurotiomycetes; Eurotiales; Aspergillaceae. Bases 1 to 1569 code for a protein of 522 amino acids. The record is from RefSeq and is a predicted model, not a curated record. The transcript has a single exon. Gene Ontology annotation, biological process: regulation of transcription by RNA polymerase II.